Molecule: messenger RNA, 3218 nt
Organism: Nasonia vitripennis (jewel wasp)
Lineage: Eukaryota; Metazoa; Arthropoda; Insecta; Hymenoptera; Pteromalidae
Product: putative ankyrin repeat protein RF_0381
Exons: 2
Coding region: 484-2418 (644 amino acids)
Molecular function (GO): protein binding
Source: RefSeq, a predicted model, not a curated record
GUCAACAAAGACCAAGUCGACAUUUGAAAAAAGAAUCUGUCGACCGAACCACUCAAAAUUUUGUAAGAACCUGAAAUUUCUUUUUUAAUCUUUUGUCAAACUAUCAAAAUAUAGGUGCAAUUUAAGUGAGUAGAAAAAAUCAUGCCCAUUCAGUUUGAAUUUAAAUCGAAAAGCGCGCCGGUCAGCUGUGCGAUGCAUCCCACGCGCAUCCGACAGGGGUCGAUCCGUGGCGCCGCCGUCAGAACAGCUGUCCUAUGUUUGUUUUCUCCAUUGCUGCUGCAGCGCAGCCCAUUGGCGUGGGCAUAGGCUGCAUCCACGUAUUAUCAUCAGUAUACAUAUGUGCGAUUGCGAGCAAGAGGUUAGAUACGCUGCACUAGCUGUUUUUUCCUGCCCGAGGCUCGAAUCCGCACAAAUGGAGCAUUCCGGAGUCGAAAUCACGGUGCAGUAACAGACCCCCCAGAUCAGCAGCAGUUCUCGCGGAGGAUGGUGCGAGUCCGCCGGUACAAGAUCCGCGGCGGCGGCGGCUGGGGAGUCUUCCCGCUGGACCGCUGGGACGUGCAGGAGGUGAUAAGCUUCCUGCAGAAGGACUCGCGCAACACCGAGCUGAUCAACCGCAUAUUCCAGAAGGCCAUAAAGAACAAGGACUUCCUCAUGAUACAGACGCUGCUGUGGAACCGAGUGAAGAUCGAGGCCCUGAACGACUCGAACCAGACGGCCAUACACCUGGCGGCGGCCUACGACUACCCGACGAUAAUCGAUCGGCUCUUCCGGCACUGCAACAACGACGUCAACCACACGGACGUGAACGGCUUCACCCACUUCCACAUCGCCUGCAUCAGCGGCAAGACCGACAUCGUCGAGCGCUUCCUCAAGAACGGCGUCGACGUCAACCUGCGCUUCCGCGCCCCCACCCACGACGAGCGCAACGACUUCACGCCCCUGCACUUCGCCGUGAAGAACGCCCGGCUAGAGGUGGCCGAGCUGCUGCUGAAGCGGCAGGCCGACGCCAACGCCAAGGACUACGCGGGCAGGACGCCGCUGCACCACGCCUGCGCCCUCCAGGCCGAGCCGAGCGACGGCCAGGAGCGGACGGUCGAGAUCGUCAGGCUGCUGAUCGGGCACGGUGGCGACGUCAACGUCAAGGACCACGACGGGGACACCCCGCUCUGCCGACUCUUUCACGGCGGCUCGGCCAGCCACGCGGAGAAGCGGCUGCCGAAACACCCGGUGGACUUGCACGCCUCCGACGGCGUCCUCUGCAAGACCAAGCGCAAGUCCAUUCACCAGCUGAGAACGAGGCAGGUGCAGAAGUUGAGGCUGCUGCUGGAGAGCGGCGCCGAAGCUGAUGCUCGCGUCGGCCGACGCGGGGACACGCUUCUGCACAGGGCCAUCGGCGACUUGAAAGCCUCGAGGGGUUUCGCCGAGUUCGGCCUGCUGUGCUUCGAGGACGCUCUGCACGCGGAGAUGGUCGAAGUGAUUCUGAAGCACGCCGCGAUUGACGUUGACGCGAAGAACGACGAGGGCGAGACUGCGCUGAGCAUCGCCGCGUCGCUGCUCAGCGCCGACGUCGUCGCGGUUCUUCUGGAGCACAGUGCGGACGCGCAAGGCAUCAAGUUCGACGCUUUUCACCAUCCGAAGACUCUGCCCUGCCUGGAAGCCGUGGAGAACCUGCUGGAGAUCGUGGCGAUGCGGGAGAGCCGAGGACGCCACUUGAGCCAGAGCGAGAACCUGAAGAUAAUCGAGUUCUUCGUUGCCAACAACGAGGGCUGCGGGUACGCAAAUUUGGAGGACGAAAACGGCUCCUACAAGCUGCGAAAUCUCCUCGAGUUCGGCACGGACGACAACGUGAUCGGCUCGCUGGACAAGAUCUCGAAACACAAGCGAUGCCCGAAGGGCAUGCUCAGCUAUCACGUCAGCAGGUACCUCCUCAAACUGCGGAGCAUCGGCUUGCCUCUGAGCCGACCAGUCGAGGACUACCUGCGUGAAAAGAUGCCGAGCGAGUCGUCCGAAAUUUCCGAUCGGCAUCUGAAGGAGUGCGAGGCCGAGGCCGACAAGCUCAAGUCCCUCAAGUUGAAGAGCAACAAAUCUCUGACCGAUCUCCUGACUGCAUCGCCCGUCGAGUUGUACUCGUUCCUCAAAACCGGCGAACACAAGCAGACCUUCAACGGCCUCGACUUUCCCCACUACUCCGGUGUCAUACAGGGAUACUUCGCCAAGUGCUUGACGAGAAGGUUCCUCCUGAAGGCCGCGAACGAUUACGUGAGGUGCGUGACCGCGACCCCUCUCCCCGAUCCCUGCUGCGAGAGGAUCUCGACUUAUCUAAGCAACGAGGAGCUGCUGCACCUGUGCUCGGCCAUCGCAGCGCCAAGGGCUGAAUCCGCAGCGAGCAACGAAUCGACGAAAGCGGAGACGGUCUAGUCGUGCAUGCUGUGUUAUUUAAAUACAUGGUACUUUACUUGCGUUACGGGUAUAAGGACUGUAACCAAUUAAGAACUUUUAGAGGUAAUAUUUUUAUAACCUACUGUCUUUUCAACGAGGAGCAGGAGGGAGCGCGCAACGCAGCUGAAAUUUUGCGUUAUCUUGUUGAUAACGUCUCGUAAAUGACGUGAAUAGCAUCAGACGAGAAAUUUCCCCAGCGAUUUUGCACCGUUGUUUCUAAUGGAAUUGACCGAAUGAAUAUUUGAAUGGCUAACUUUUUGACUGGAUUUGCGUCUUCGUUUCUUCCGUACAUCGGCGAUGCUCAUUGUUCUAUGUCUAAAACUAUAAGGCGCCUCAAAAUGUGUGAUAUAGUCCACCCUAGAGUUGAAAUUGUCCGAACCAUAGCGAGUGUGCGAGUUAAAAUUUGAGCAACUUGUAUGAUUUUUAACGAUUUUCGUUUUUAUUAGUAAAAAUUGAAACAUUAAAAAAUAAACACAUAAGACUUAUAAUUUAUAGGAGUUUUUUUAAUAAAAAGUAUCGAUCAAAACCCGAAAAAAGUGUAGAAGUAGGUGUGAAGCAUGUUCUAUCGUAGAAUUGAUAUUUGCGUGUGCAAGCUGGCGUGUGAAAUUUUAGUUAGUUAUAAAACUUGCAUUUUCUAGCUCGACUAACAUAAGAGCAGCUUAUACAUCUAAUGCUUCAAUUCGAUAUUAAUAGCAACGAAUCUUUUAUAUCAGUGAUCUUUUGUAUUACUUUUUUGUAAUGAUUUUUUAAUAAAAGUUUUAAUAAAACCCAAAAAUAAA